Messenger RNA from Mandrillus leucophaeus (drill), 4572 nucleotides. It is a transcript of the gene INF2, whose product is annotated as inverted formin, FH2 and WH2 domain containing. Gene Ontology annotation, molecular function: actin binding; small GTPase binding. The record is from RefSeq and is a predicted model, not a curated record. Gene Ontology annotation, biological process: actin cytoskeleton organization. Bases 109 to 3792 code for a protein of 1227 amino acids. The transcript has 23 exons. NCBI's taxonomy places the organism in Eukaryota, Metazoa, Chordata, Mammalia, Primates, Cercopithecidae.
GCAGAGACUCGGCUGCCUGGCUCUUCAUGGUGGCGGGAGCAACCCCUACUGCUACCAGGAGGGGCGUUGGGGACCCGGGUGGCUCUGGCAGCUCAGCGGUCCGCAGCAAUGAGAAGCCAGGGGAGCGUGAGGAGCAGCCCAGGGCAGGGCCCAGAGUGGGUGGGCAGAGGCGGCCGGAAGGUCCUGCGCAUCUGGCUCAGCAAGAUGUCGGUGAAGGAGGGCGCACAGCGCAAGUGGGCAGCGCUAAAGGAGAAGCUGGGGCCACAGGACUCGGACCCCACAGAGGCCAACCUGGAGAGCGCGGACCCUGAGCUGUGCAUCCGGCUGCUCCAGAUGCCCUCUGUGGUCAACUACUCUGGCCUGCGCAAGCGCCUGGAGGGCAGCGACGGCAGCUGGAUGGUGCAAUUCCUGGAGCAGAGCGGCCUGGACCUGCUGCUCGAGGCGCUGGCGCGGCUGUCGGGCCGCGGCGUGGCACGCAUCUCGGAUGCCCUGCUGCAGCUCACCUGCGUGAGCUGCGUGCGCGCCGUCAUGAACUCGCGGCAGGGCAUCGAGUACAUCCUCAGCAACCAGGGCUACGUGCGCCAGCUCUCCCAGGCCCUGGACACAUCCAACGUGAUGGUGAAGAAGCAGGUGUUUGAGCUGCUGGCCGCCCUGUGCAUCUACUCUCCCGAGGGCCACGCACUGACCCUGGACGCCCUGGACCACUACAAGACGGUGUGCAGCCAGCAGUACCGCUUCAGCAUUGUCAUGAACGAGCUCUCCGGCAGCGACAACGUGCCUUACGUAGUCACCCUGCUCAGCGUGAUCAACGCCGUCAUCCUGGGCCCCGAGGACCUGCGCACGCGCACCCAGCUGCGGAAUGAGUUUAUCGGGCUGCAGCUGCUGGAUGUCCUGGCUCGCCUGCGAGACCUGGAGGAUGCCGACCUGCUGAUCCAGCUGGAGGCCUUCGAGGAGGCUAAGGCUGAGGACGAGGAGGAGCUGCUGCGAGUCUCUGGUGGGGUCGACAUGAGCAGCCACCAGGAAGUCUUUGCCUCCCUGUUCCACAAGGUGAGCUGCUCCCCGGUGUCCGCCCAGCUCCUGUCAGUGCUGCAGGGCCUCCUGCACCUGGAGCCCAGCCUCCGCUCCAGCCAGCUGCUCUGGGAGGCCCUGGAGAGCCUGGUGAACCGGGCCGUGCUCCUGGCCAGCGAUGCCCAGGAAUGCACCCUGGAGGAAGUGGUUGAGCGGCUUCUGUCUGUCAAGGGGCGACCCAGACCGAGCCCCCUGGUCAAGGCCCAUAAAAGCGUCCAGGCCAACCUAGGCCAGAACCAGAGGGGCAGCUCCCCGCAAAACACUACAACCCCCAAGCCCAGCGUGGAGGGCCAGCAGCCAGCAGCAGCUGCUGCCUGUGAACCCGUAGACCACACCCAGAGUGACAGCGUCCUGAAAGUUUCGCAGCCGAGAACCCUGGAGCAGCAGGCGUCCCCUCUUCCCCCAUCCACCCCCCUGCUCCCUGGUUCCAGUGCUGACCUGACAAGCUCCUGUGAGUUCCCGCCCCCACCACCUCCACCACUCCCGGUCAUGGGAUGCCCACCCCCACCCCCACCCCUGCUGCCUGGUAUGGGCUGGGGCCCUCCUCCACCCCCACCUCCACUGCUGGCCUGCACCUGCCGCCCCCCUGUGGCGGGAGGCGUGGAGGAGGUCAUCGUGUCCCAGGUGGACCACAGCUUGGGCUCCGCCUGGGUCCCCAGACAUCGGCGGGUGAACCCACCCACACUGCGCAUGAAGAAACUGAACUGGCAGAAGCUGCCAUCCAACGUGGCACGUGAGCACAACUCUAUGUGGGCGUCCCUGAGCAGCCCCGAUGCCGAGACUGUGGAGCCUGACUUCUCCAGCAUCGAGCAGCUCUUCUCCUUCCCUGCGGCCAAGCCCAAGGAGCCCACCACAGCAGCCGCACCGGCCAGGAAGGAGCCCAAGGAGAUCACUUUCCUUGAUGCCAAGAAGAGCCUGAACCUCAACAUCUUCCUGAAGCAAUUUAAGUGCUCCAACGAGGAGGUCGCUGCUAUGAUCCGGGCCGGCGAUACCACCAAGUUCGAUGUGGAGGUUCUCAAACAGCUCCUUAAGCUCCUUCCAGAGAAGCACGAGAUUGAAAACCUGCGGGCAUUCACAGAGGAACGAGCCAAGCUGGCCAACGCCGACCACUUCUACCUCCUCCUGCUGGCCAUUCCCUGCUACCAGCUGCGAAUCGAGUGCAUGCUGCUGUGUGAGGGCGCGGCCGCCGUGCUGGACAUGGUGCGGCCCAAGGCCCAGCUGGUGCUGGCCGCCUGCGAAAGCCUGCUCACCAGCCGCCAGCUGCCCAUCUUCUGCCAGCUGAUCCUGAGAAUUGGGAACUUCCUCAACUACGGCAGCCACACCGGCAAUGCUGACGGCUUCAAGAUCAGCACGUUGCUGAAGCUCACGGAGACCAAGUCCCAGCAGAACCGUGUGACGCUGCUGCACCACGUGCUGGAGGAAGCGGAAAAGAGCCAUCCAGACCUCCUGCAGCUGCCCCAGGACCUGGAGCAGCCCUCACAAGCGGCAGGGAUCAACCUGGAGAUCAUCCGCUCAGAGGCCAGCUCCAACCUGAAGAAGCUUCUGGAGACUGAGCGGAAGGUGUCUGCCUCGGUGGCCGAGGUCCAGGAGCAGUAUACUGAGCGCCUCCAGGCCAGCAUCUCGGCCUUCCGGGCACUAGACGAGCUGUUUGAGGCCAUUGAGCAGAAGCAGCGGGAGCUGGCCGACUACCUGUGUGAGGACGCCCGGCAGCUGUCCCUGGAGGACACGUUCGGCACCAUGAAGGCCUUCCGGGACCUCUUCCUCCGUGCCCUGAAGGAGAACAAGGACCGGAAGGAGCAGGCAGCGAAGGCAGAGAGGAGGAAGCAGCAGCUGGCGGAGGAGGAGGCGCGGAGGCCUCGGGGAGAGGACGGGAAGCCUGUCAGGAAGGGGCCCGGGAAGCAGGAGGAGGUGUGUGUCAUCGAUGCCCUCCUGGCCGACAUCAGGAAGGGCUUCCAGCUGCGGAAGACGGCCCGGGGCCGCGGGGACACCGACGGGGGCAGCAAGGUGGCCUCCAUGGACCCCCCAAGAGCCACAGAGCCUGUGGCCACCAGUAACUCUGCAGGAGACCCCGUGGGAGGCACACACUGUCCCGCCUCUAAGCCCGACCUUGAUGCUACAAUGGCCAGCGAGUCCCGGGGCUGGGACCUUGUAGACGCCGUGACCCCCUGCCCUCAGCCCACGCUGGAGCAGUCGGAGGAGGGUGGUCCCCCGCCCCUGGAGAGGCGUUCUUCCUGGUAUGAGGAUGCCAGCGACGUCCUAACCACCGAGGAUGCCCAGUGCCCCCAACCCUUGGAGGGGGCCUGGCCAGUGACUCUGGGAGAUGCUCAGGCCCUGAAGCCCCUCAAGUUCUCCAGCAACAAGCCCCCUGCAGCUGGAAGUUCAAGCCAAGAUGCCAAGGAUCCCACGUCCUUGCUGGGCGUCCUGCAGGCCGAGGCCGACAGCACAAGCGAGGGGCUGGAGGACGCAGUCCAUAGCCGUGGUGCCAGACCCCCUGCGGCAGGCCCGGGUGAGGAUGGGGACGAGGACGAGGAGGAUACAGCCCCAGAGUCCGCGCUGGACACAUCCCUGGACAAGUCCUUCUCCGAGGAUGCGGUGACCGACUCCUCGGGGUCGGGCACACUCCCCAGGGCCCGGGGCCGGGCCUCAAAGGGGACUGGCAAGCGACGGAAGAAGCGUCCCUCCAGGAGCCAGGAAGGCCUCAGGCCCAGGCCCAAGGCCAAGUGAGAGAGCCCAGGCCACAGGACAUGCUGCCAUUCUGCCAAGAGAGGCUCUUCUGGGGGCCAGGCUGGGACUGGGCCCCGGAAACCAAAAGUCCGUGCCUUACCCAGCUGGGGCCCUCCCGGAGCCUUCUUUGGGUGUUGUGGCUGGGACCCCAACAGGCACCAGUACCCUGCCAGGCCUAGUGCCCUCCUGGACUGCCUGCACGCGCCAGCCUCCUACCUGCUUCCUAAAGGCGACCCUGGCCCACACCCGCAUGCACCCGGUGCAGCCUGCCAAGGGCCAGUCGGGGGGGCUGUGUCCUGCCAGUGUCCACCACAGCUCUGCCUGCCCUUCAGCCCAGCAGGGUUUAAUCAAAACGCAAUGCUUUGCGAGUCUUUACUGCUCGGAGGUGGCUGAGUUGGGGGCCCUGGGCAGGGGUAGGCUGGCAGGCAGUGCCAUGGCAGGCCAGGGUCCCCUCCCGUGGGGUCUGGCCCCCAUCCCAGCAUGUCCAGCCCCUGAAGUUGGAGUGGGGAGCGGUGUGCAUUUGCUGCCACCGCCAGGCCUCUGCCCUGCAGCUGAAACUUGGCCAUCACAUCAACAGAAAACCCCUCCCGGUGCCAGCUGCCCAGGAUGGGCGGGCCCUGGGGACAAUACAGUCCACCUGAGGGGCUGCAGGGUGACACCCAGCAGCCUCUGCCCCCUCACUGCCCACCCAGCGAGGGCAGCCUGCCCGAGCCUGCCGCCUGCCAGCGGUGUGCCCUGAGGCUGGCAGCUGGACGUGUGGCCAAUAAAAAGCAGACCUAG